Molecule: messenger RNA, 2348 nt
Organism: Megachile rotundata (alfalfa leafcutting bee)
Lineage: Eukaryota; Metazoa; Arthropoda; Insecta; Hymenoptera; Megachilidae
Gene: Notum
Product: palmitoleoyl-protein carboxylesterase notum
Molecular function (GO): hydrolase activity
Source: RefSeq, a predicted model, not a curated record
CCGGGACGUGCAUCGAGCACACCCAGCCUCGGACCUCGUGUUUUCAUGCCUUCUGCCACCACGUGGCCCUCAUUGCACCCGGUUUUACUUCCUGUAUGAACGCUUUCGCGCCAAAUAUCGAUCGAAUGAGACCUAUAUCGAGAUUCUAACGAGGAUAUGAAGGACGACGGUGGUGUUUUUCGCGCUGUGAAUUAGGGGGUGACGAAGAUGAUCGACGGGUGAUAGCUGAACAAGAACUAUUACUGCUGGCACUUUACUGCUGGCCUGGGAUUGUUUCGGCCCUCACGGUGAAGAUGAGAAUGGAGCUUCAGAUCUCGGUGUGCCUGACGGCUCUGGUGCUGACGAUAGCCGCGGAGGAGAAGCCUACGAACACCGUCUCGGUGUCCUCCGGCUCCUCGAUCCAGAGCAACACGAUCCAGAAGCUGAUCAAGAUCCUGGAGAAGUACGGUCUCGAGGAGCAACGGGGCCUGAAGAGGGUCUACCUGAGCAACAGGUCGAUCACGUGCAACGACGGAUCGCAAGCAGGGUUUUACCUACGGAAGUCGCACGGAUCGAAGAGAUGGAUCAUUUUCCUGGAAGGUGGCUGGUACUGCUACGACCACAAGAGCUGCAGGAACAGGUGGCUCAGGUUGAGGCAUCUGAUGACAUCGACUCAGUGGCCUGAGACACGCGACGUUGGCGGCCUUUUGUCGGCAAAUCCGGAAGAGAAUCCAUUCUGGUGGAACGCGAAUCACGUGUUUGUUCCUUAUUGCACGAGCGACAGUUGGAGCGGUACCAGAACUUCACCGGGUGACAUGUUUUCGUUCAUGGGGUCGGAGAUCGUGAUGCAAGUAGUGCGGGAUCUCAUCCCUCUUGGACUCGAAAAUGCUAGUUCUCUUCUUUUAGCUGGCAGCAGCGCGGGCGGUACCGGCGUAAUGUUGAAUUUGGAUCACGUGCACAAUUUAGUUCACCAUGAAUUAGGUUUAAAACACAUUGCGAUAAGAGGUGUCUGCGACUCGGGGUGGUUUCUAGACAGAGCACCCUACUCUCCUAACGGUUUAUCGCCUGUCAACGCUGUUCGCAAGGGGAUGGAGUUCUGGAAGGCUCGGAUGCCUCAUAAUUGUAUAGUCAAGCAUCCCAACGAACCUUGGAGAUGCUUCUUCGGAUACAGGCUGUAUCCAACCUUAACUGCACCCCUAUUCGUAUUUCAAUGGCUGUUCGACGAGGCUCAGAUGUCAGCCGACAAUGUGGGUGCACCGGUGACGAAGCAGCAAUGGGAUUACAUACACAAGAUGGGUGACAGCCUGCGGCAAACCUUCGAAAACGUUUCCGCGGUCUUUGCCCCGAGUUGCAUUAGUCACAGCGUCCUCACCAAGAGAGAUUGGCAGUUGGUCAAAAUAGACGAGGUUUCUCUGGCGCAGGCGUUGCAUUGUUGGGAGCAAAUGCCCCUCGGGAUUCGUCGUAACGACACUCGUUCGUCAAUUGAGACGAACCAGCCGUGCACCAAGUCGCUCCGGAAGCUGCUACGUUCCGGGCUGACGAAGGGAAACGGAACUUCCUUCGAGCCAGGAAGAAGCGGGAAAAGUGAAUUCGCGAUGGAGUCCCAGAAGAUUGCGCCAAAGGUGAUUAGCAAUCCGAACAGCGGAAAAUCGUCCAUUUUCCCCGUGCAGGAUGGCGAAAACAGGAAAAGGAAGAGGCGAAAACACAAAGGUAGACGCAGGGAGAGAAACAAAGACGCGAGGAUGAAGAAGGAGAAACACGAACGUAGAAAGACUGCAGGUCGUCGUAAGGGCAACAAGCAGAACAACGACAGCAACCACACGGGCAUGUUCAACGGGACCAGACCUCAGCGCUCUGUGAUACCAUCUGGCAAACGGAAGUGCGUCCAGGGCUGCCACUUCCGGUUAAUCGAACGUUGCACUUGGCCGCAGUGUAAUCACAGCUGCCCGAAGCUGCACAAUCCGUUCACCGGCGAGGAGAUGGACUUCAUCGAGCUGUUGAAGAGCUUCGGCCUCGACAUGAAGAGCGUGGCGAACGCACUUGGCAUCGAUAUACAAACGUUGAACAGCAUGGAUCACGACGAACUGCUGAAUUUGCUUACUCAGCGUGCCAAUUAACUCGUAACAUUCGACAGCAAGCAUUCCUGACCGGAUGAUCGUUGUUGUUGUUGCUGUUGACGUCGCGCGACACGUGGGGAAAGAAUGAAACUUUGACGCGAAGCGUGCAUUCUUCUCCUCUGUUCGGUGACAUGCUUCUGGAUCGAGAAGCCUUCGAGGUUUUAGGGAAAUUGAGGAUAUAUGGAUGCUUGUGAACUCUUUCGAAAUUUGAAGAUUUGGGGAUUUGAGUUGGAAACUUGGGAGUUUAGGAGU